This is a messenger RNA of Rhipicephalus microplus (southern cattle tick), 555 nucleotides long. Its product is annotated as organic cation transporter protein. The record is from RefSeq and is a predicted model, not a curated record. Gene Ontology annotation, biological process: transmembrane transport. Gene Ontology annotation, cellular component: membrane. Lineage: Eukaryota; Metazoa; Arthropoda; Arachnida; Ixodida; Ixodidae. Gene Ontology annotation, molecular function: transmembrane transporter activity.
AUGGUGAUCGCGGGCUACGUUAGCAGCUUCGUCGGCAGCGUCUGCAUGGCGGUGGCACCGUCGUUCGCACUGGCCCUGCUUUGCAGAGCAAUUUUGGGACUUGGAUUAGGCCUGGCUAUGACUUCCUCCUUUUGUCUCCUGAUGGAGGUGAUCGGACCACAGAAGAGGACAACUACCGCCGUGGCGUUCAGUCUUGGCUUCACCUUGGGUGUCGUCUUGCUACCCGGGUUCGCUUGGUUUCUUCAAGAGUGGAGGACCUUGCAGGGCGUCAUCAGCGUGCCCCUGCUCGCCUUCGUCAUAUGGGCAUGGUAUCUCCCCGAGUCUCCUCGAUGGCUAAUAGCCGUCGGAAAGAUGUCAGCAGCCCGCAAGGUCAUACUUAAAGCCUGCUGCGACAACAGGGUGCCAAUUCAUAACAUCGACUCUGUAUUAGAACAACUGAGAAAUAAGAUUUUGCAGCAUGAGGAAGAGGAGGCAAAGAAUAAGGCCAGCUGCUUGGAACUCGUGAGAAGCCGAAGGAUGUUCCUUUACACCGGCAUUUUGGUCUACGCAGCGUAA